AUGGCCGACAAGCUUCGUACUCUUCAGAAUCUUGAGGCCCUGCAGGCCCGUUACAUUGGCACUGGCCACGCCGACACGACCAAGUACGAGUGGACCUCCAACAUCCUCCGCGACAGCUACGCCUCGUAUGUCGGCCACAACCCGCUGCUUUCCUACAUGUCCGUUGGCAUGGGCGAAUCCAAGGAGAAGGUUCGCACCAUGAUGCUCGAGAAGAUGGUUCGGGGCGCUGGUAAUCCUCCAGAGACUCAAGAGUAA
This is a messenger RNA of Penicillium canariense, 255 nucleotides long. Its product is annotated as splicing factor 3B subunit 5 family protein. The coding region runs from base 1 to 255 and encodes 84 amino acids. The record is from RefSeq and is a predicted model, not a curated record. NCBI's taxonomy places the organism in Eukaryota, Fungi, Ascomycota, Eurotiomycetes, Eurotiales, Aspergillaceae. Gene Ontology annotation, biological process: mRNA splicing, via spliceosome. The transcript has 2 exons. Gene Ontology annotation, cellular component: U2 snRNP; precatalytic spliceosome.